Molecule: messenger RNA, 1863 nt
Organism: Branchiostoma floridae (Florida lancelet)
Lineage: Eukaryota; Metazoa; Chordata; Leptocardii; Amphioxiformes; Branchiostomatidae
Product: chromaffin granule amine transporter-like
Exons: 16
Coding region: 1-1026 (341 amino acids)
Biological process (GO): transmembrane transport
Molecular function (GO): transmembrane transporter activity
Source: RefSeq, a predicted model, not a curated record
AUGCUCCGCAAGGCACAGGAAAACCUCAGCACCAUCCGAACGUCCAGAGCGCUGGUAGUGAUCGUGGCAUGCCUGGCUAUAUUCACAGACACAAUCCUGGAUACCGUAGUUGAGCCCAUCAUGCCAGAUUACUUCUACAGACUACAACAUCCGAACUACACCGGCCCCAUCAUCAAUCAUCACCAUGUGUACAAAAAGCCAAUGGCGGUAUCAGGAAUCCCCCAAUCACCUUGUAACGAUGGGGCAAUCUGCCUACCAGGAGUGAACACAAAGCAAAGCCUGUCGGAGGUGUCAGAAUCAAAACAGCGAGCCAAACAGCUAGAGCAACAGAGCGUCAUACUAGGGAUUCUAUACGCUUCCAAAACAGCUGCGUCCGUCAUAUCAAAUCCAAUUGCUGGGUAUUUGUCCGACAGGUUUGGUUACAGUCUAAUCCUAUACAUAGGACUGGUCCUCGUCUUCGGUGCAACUAUUGCAUACGCAUUCAGCACAUCGUACGCUGCGCUGUUUACAGCACGAGUGAUUCAAGGUGUUGGGAGUUCUUUUUCGAUAAUAUCAGCCUACAUCAUGCUAGCAGAGACCUUCACCGAUAACACAGAGAGAGCAAAGACCAUCGGACUAGUUCAAACUGGAAUGACACUCGGCGCACUAGUUGGGCCUGUCAUCGGUGGAGUGAUGUACCAGUUCCUAGGGUACAAAAGUCCGUUCCUGCUAAUAGCUGGGAUGACAGUUGUAGAUGGAGUUCUUCGUUUACUACUGCCAAGGAAAUCAGAACUUGCAGCUGUGGAAGAAGAGGAAGAUUAUUCGAUCCUCAACUUCUUACAGGACCCAUAUGUUAUGACAACAGCAGUAUUUAUUUUUGUUGUAACAACUACGGCGCUGUUGGUCUGGGGUGUUGUACCAGUAUGGAUGAUGAUGACUAUGCACUCUUCACCUUGGCAGCAAGGACUGGCGUUAGUGCCUUCAGCAGUAGGCUACGUCAUCGGAGCUUUUCUUUCAUCAAAGUUAGUGGAAAUGGCUGGAUGUUAGCUGCUUACUCUUGUUGGAAGUAUCGGACUGGGAGUCUUUACGGCAAUACUUCCCCUAUGCAGUGACAUCCCAGAGUUGGUCGCGCCAUACCUGGCCUUUGGACUAGCCGGUGGACUGGUAGAGACUAGUGUGGUGACAGAGAUCGGGCACUUAGCGGACAUCAGGCAUGGCUCCAGAUACGGUAGCGCCUUCGCCAUCUCUGAGACCGCCGUGUGCACCGCCACUGUUGUUGGACUCGGGAUUGGAGGGUUUUUACUGAAUUCUGUAGGGUUCUUUUGGAUGAUGCUGGGCGCAGGGACAUUCAACAUCCUUCUCAGCCCUUUGGCCAUCCUACUGCGGAAUCCCCCAAGUAAAGAAAAGAAGGAAAAACUGGUAAUCGUCCAUAAGGAGAGUGAAAAGAUGCAUGAGAAUCAGCUGACGACGCUGCCCUACAAUCCUCAACCUAGGGACGGUUUUUGAGUCAUUAUUGUACGUUAUUAUUUGACAAGGUAUAUCAGAAGUCCCCAUUUAUAUCAUCCGUGACGCUAUAACGUAAUGAAAGUAAGAAAAAGAGGCAAAUAGUAAGUUCCAUUUUGUCUGUUUUCACAAUAACAGACUAGUUUGACCUCAGCAGAAUCUGGGGGGACGAUUUGGAUUAGACAAGACAUAUCAAAAGUCCCAAUUUCACAUCGUUUGUAGAACCACUUAAUAUGUAUAACAUGUUUUACAUACACAUAACACCUUAAAUACGUAACGUUACCUGCAUAAUAUCUUCUUAACGUUGCGUAUGAUUGGUUGCUAGAGAAAUGCUUCCAGUUUUCCACUCCAUAUCAGAAUAAACCACACUGAUGACUGAUA